AUGAAUGAGGGAAUUCUCCCAUCUCCUGGCACCGCCUGGCACUCCAUCAGCGCCAGGGCCCCCCAGCCCCCAGAGGCUAAAAGUCGUGCGGCUCCAACCCGAAAGCAGGGCCAGCAGUGGAGCGAACAGAGCCGGAGGGCCGAGACUCAGUUUACGCAAAGAAUCGCCUUUGUUGUGGGCGACCAACCACACGCGAAGCUAGCACCUGCUCCUCCAGCCGGUCCUCGCGGAAGGACCCCAGGCUGCCGCGCCCCUGACCGCUGCUCGGGGGUCCCUUCUCUCCGCAUCCUGGGGAGCUGGGGCCCCCGAGGCGUCCGGGGGCUUGCAGCCAGGGUCCGCCCCAGCGCUUCCCAGCCGUGGUGGCGCCCGACCCCAGGUGCCCGACACCCCGCCCGGGGUCAGCGUUCUUCGCCUCUUCGGGCCGGCGGGGGUCCUGGGGCUGCGUCAAGGGCACCCCCAGGCCUCCGGGGGCCGGAGCCUGAGUCACGGCGGCACACGCCUUCUCCUCCCGGCUUCCAGUGUGGGGCCCCCUCCGUCCCGCAGCGUCGGGCCCCGGCACAGCAGGCUCCCCCCGUGUCUACCGCGCGCCCCCUCUUCCCGGCCUGGGUCUCUGCGGCCCCCGCCCCCGGCCGGCUCCGGGGCAGCUUCGCCCGGUCGGCGCCUCCAAUGGAGGAGCCCGAACUCCCGGCGCUCCGGGCGGCUCCCGCGGGAGGGGGCGCGGCCGCCCCCGCGGCUCCACCCUCUCGGCGGGGCCGCGGCCAUCUGGGGCCCCUGCCAGUCGCGUCCGCUCUGGGGCCCGCGCCCAGCUCGCGCGGGCGGAGGCAGCCCCGGCGGGGACCCGGGCCUCCCACCGGGCGAUCCCCGGCCGGCGCGGGUGCAGGGAGCCGGGCGCUGAGAUGCCCCGAGGGGGCAGCGGCUGCGAGCGGAGCCCGGGUGGAAGCGCGUCGCAGCGGACGCGGGCUCCCCUCGCCACUUCGGUGA
This is a messenger RNA of Acinonyx jubatus (cheetah), 981 nucleotides long. RefSeq names its product basic proline-rich protein-like. NCBI's taxonomy places the organism in Eukaryota, Metazoa, Chordata, Mammalia, Carnivora, Felidae. The transcript has 2 exons. The record is from RefSeq and is a predicted model, not a curated record. Bases 1 to 981 code for a protein of 326 amino acids.